AAUCCUUCCGCCACUGUAAAACUUGAUAAAAGGAAGUGAAUUCUCGAUAUAUCAACGUUAAAAUUGGAAAAUUUCCUAAUUAAAAUGAGAUUAGAAUUUUUAGUGGUGGCUAUAUUUUAUGUAACUGCAUUUACGUGCAUUCUACCCGCGCCGAUAACGCUGCAAUUAAUCUUGGAAUUUGCCAAGUGGAGAGCAUGGGAUCAAAUAGUGCUAUUCGAAAACUUGACUUCCUUAGAUUGUGUAAUCAGUUAUGCCAGGCCUUUAAUCGGGUGUCUGACCCUCGAGGGGAUCGGUGUAUCAAUCCAGUCAGCUAUGAACCCGAAUCUACCUGAUGCCCUCACUAUUCAAAAGCACCGCAUCGGUUCCAUAGUUCUUCUCGAUGGGCUCAAUCUCACGUCUUCUGAUAACAUUCUUAACGUGGCCUCGCAAAAGUCUCAAUAUAAUUACUACGUGUCCUGGCUGAUGAUAACGGCGAGGAAUACGGACACGACGAUCGAUACUGUGCUCCGACACCUAAACAUCGGCAUCGAUAGCGACGUGGUGGUCGCCACACCUGCGUCAUCGUACGAGUCAAUUCAAAAUUCGACACGAACAUAUUGGAACAGAGAUCCUCGUCGAAUAUUCCAUAGGACUUGUUCGUUUCUACGGCGCUACGGCGAACAGUACGUCUUCCGGGAGCCGCCGUUGAAACGGUCCGACGAGAAUGCGUCGAUCAAUUUGAAUUACACCGUCCCCGAGAACAGCACCGCCAUGGUUUAUCACUUUGUCCACGUGUACAAGAUCCGGUACACGGAUAAUACUAGCCUGGUCACAGAUUUCCUCGGCUCCUGGAGCCCAGACUGUUGGUCGCUGCGUAAUCCCGUCAGCGUGAAGCUGCGCAGCGACUUUAAGGGUCUGCCGAUCGUUUUCGGCGUGUUGAACGGGACGAUCGACGGUCAGAUGGACGUGACCGAGGAGAAGGCCAACGAUAUCGGGCCGCUCCUAGAUUUCGCGAACUUUGUCACCAACAGCGUAAAUGCCAGUAUAGAAUUGGUGCCGCACGAGAAACUGGGUACUUUGAACAACAAAGUUUGGAACAACUUGCUCGGGGACGUUGUCACAGGGGCUGUGGACAUUGGGCUUGGCUACAUUACCGUGAACAAGGAACGACAAGCUGACAUGUCGUUCUGUCACCCUCUGAUCCGUUACAUGAGGAACAUAUAUUAUCAUCCGCUGGAGACUGGUACCAUGAGAGACAUAUUCCGGCAGCCGUUUAACAAUUACCUGCUAGGCUGCGUCGCUUCGACUUACCUCGCAAUAUUAAUAGUGAUGGGAUCGAUCAUUUAUGCGGCGAGAACCGUUUUACACCACACGGAAGAAGAACGCGUCGGAAUCGGCCAAGUCGUCGUUUGGUGCAUCAGCAUAAUGUGCAUGCAAGGUUCAGCUUGGACACCGCGCAAUCCAUCAGGGAAGACGGUUUUAUUAUUCAGUUUAAUAUUCGCGUUGGUAAUGUACAACGCUUACGCUGGUUUUAUUACUUCGAUCUUAUCGGUCCAAGCUAGUGGCAUCAAAUCCAUUACUGAUAUACUGUCGCUUAAUUUUAAAUUGGGUUGCAGCAUAAACGAUGAUGAAUACAUUAGGACUGCAAACGACAGUCACCUUCGUGAAUUAUACAUAAGAGCAUUCCAUAGCAUGGAAUCUCGUUUGGACACGAUUUCCGGGCUGAAAAAGACGGUACAGGGGCAUUACGGUUUUUUCGUCAGCGCGACGCUCGCUCGGCGCGCGUUGAGAUCAACUCUGAUCCAAGAGCGAUGCUCCUUAAAAGAGCUACCUCUGCCGCAGACCUUCACGAUGGUGGCUUUGCCCAUGGCCAAUUCCUGCCCUUACAAAAAGAUUAUUAACCUAACCAUACUGAAAAUACGAGAGCGUGGCGUUUUGAAUCGGAUAACAGAACGGAUGUUGCCGGAAAUGCCUAGGUGCAAGUCGCCCACGACUUUCCACAGCGCCAGGCUGGCCGACGUCUACUCAGCCUUUUUUAUCCUAAUCGCCGGAUGCUUGUCAGCCAUCUCGAUUGGAAUCGCGGAAAGGAUUUGGAACAAGAGGCGGCAGAUGAAAGAGACUAUCGUUGGAGGGAUGCGUCGGCAUCACCUGAUACCUUCGCGCUUUCCCCAUUUCACGCAUUUACCCCAUUUCCCUUCCUUCUCUCAUUUUUCUCAUUUGCAUUUACAUCGAAACGCGCAGAACGAUUUCUCCCAGGAUCAUGACAACAAACGCGUUGCGUCAAGUUCUGUAACCUUGGAAAAUUUGCGAGCAAAUGAUUUGGAAAUCGACGUGGAACCGGUGACGGGGAAACCUCGGUCGGAGUCGAGAUUCUUUUGGAGAAGGCAAAACAAUUCGAAAGGGGAGAACUGGUAUCCGUUUUCGAGCCUCCACAGGGAAAAGCUCGGCAAGAAUCAGAGGACCGGAUCCACCGAUAAGACGCCUUUCCCUUUCCACCAAUAAUCAAUGCACGAUUGCUUCCUUAAGCCUGUUGUAUAACGAUUUUAACCCGUUUGACAUUCUCUAAUUCAUUAUAAUUUAUUCAAUGUCGACGGCAAGGUGCAUGUAAAAGAAUAUGUAAAUAAGUUCUCACAGAAAAAUAGAUCGACGAACACGGAUAGCAAUUUUUCACGUGUACGCUUUUUACAAUAGGAAUCGUCGUAUAGUUUUUAUAAAAAAAAAAGAGACUACUUCCGUUGCCUGCCGUACUCGCCGUACGCCGCGGUGAUUUUCAUCUUUGCGCUGUAAGUCUUGAACGGAGAUUCGUAUUUGUCCGUGUCCUCCAUGCUCCUACAGUCCCUCAGAAUUCCAUGGUCGCUUCUAAAAAGCGCGAAGAAUAUUUUUCACACUCUUUCACUUAUGAUAAAGUCCAUAAAUAUUCGUACACAUCUCACAAUCAAAAAAAAAAAGGUGGACGUAUCGAAAAAUAUUGAAUUUUCUGUUUAUUCAAGUUCAAAGAGCCGGACGACGUCAAAACCUGCGAUUUUCUCAACAUUCAAUCGUUUGUGGGAACAUACUUAGGUUUGCAAAGAGCAUGUUUGAAAUUUUUAUUAGAGAGCCGAAUGAAAAACUUGUAAAUUAUGUCUUUUACAUUUUCCUCAUAUCCGACGUACAGCAAUUUCAUUCUUAUUUUUUGUAAUACAUGCAUAGUCAACUAAUCUUUCUAAUAUCAAAACAAAAAUUAAUUCAAGUUCAAUAUUAAAAGAGUUAUUCAUUUUUUAAAUGUGUAUGAAUUUUCAUGAACGCAGUAAAUGAACUUUGUUCUCUACCGGCACAUGACGACAGACAGAUUAGGGUAUUUUUCAUCGUCGUUGCACCAUUGCUGCCAUUGCUCGUACAACGCUGCUUCACCGAUUUCGUCCAAAUAAUAAUGACAGUGGUGUUUCAAUCUAAACGAUAUUCAAUAAACAGAUGCGUGUUACAAUUAAAAAA
Molecule: messenger RNA, 3450 nt
Organism: Ceratina calcarata
Lineage: Eukaryota; Metazoa; Arthropoda; Insecta; Hymenoptera; Apidae
Exons: 9
Coding region: 85-2481 (798 amino acids)
Cellular component (GO): membrane
Molecular function (GO): ligand-gated monoatomic ion channel activity
Source: RefSeq, a predicted model, not a curated record